This is a messenger RNA of Monodelphis domestica (gray short-tailed opossum), 1645 nucleotides long. The record is from RefSeq and is a predicted model, not a curated record. Lineage: Eukaryota; Metazoa; Chordata; Mammalia; Didelphimorphia; Didelphidae.
AUGAUUGAUGAAGGGGAAUCAGGAAGAUGGACUCUUGUUGGAGUAUCUGCCCCUGCUGUGACCCGGGUUUGCCUCGGGAGCUCGUCUUCCCCCAGCAUCGAGAACGAGCGACCUCGCGCGUGUCUGUGCCUGUGCGCUCCCCUGUCUUUUCCUAGUCCCGUCCCCUUUCUUGGGUUGGUUCGGAACACGAGGAGGCUGUUCAGUAAGGUCUGGUGGCAGAACGCGAGCAAGUUUGCGGUAUGCGAGCGCCCCUCCCCGUGUUUGCCCGCUGAAGUCAGGGCUCCUGGGCAGUCCCGAGAGAAGCAGGGCUCUGAAGAAGCUCCUUCAAGUCUUAGGGCAGGGUGGGUUGGAUUUUUUAGAGAAAGAGACCUGGGCGGCGUUGGGCUGAAAGCUACCCGGCGCAGGCGAUGGCAGCGACAAGGGAGAAUGACCUUUAUGCUGAAAAUUAAAGCAAAGAUGACUACCAGGGACUCAAUACCCAAGAUAACUAUGGAGACAGCAGGAAAAUACCUCUCUGCUCUUGAAAUGAAAUCACUUGGAUCUGAAGAACUGCAUCUUUGGGUACUGAAAAAAGUGGAAGCUAUAAUUGAUGAGCCACUGUCAGUGAUAUUUGAAUCAUCAUGGAAAACAGAAGAAUGACUAGAUUGGAGAAGGGGAAAAUGUCCUGAUUUUUAUUUAAAAAGGAGUUACAAUGGAGUCUAGAAAGUAUAGACUAGUGAAUUUAACUUUAAAGUCCUGGGAAAAUUGGAGAAUGAAUCAUGAAAGAGAUGGUUGGGAUAUUAUCUAAAGGAAGUGGUGAUUACAAAGUGUUUUGUCAAGAACAGAGCAUUCUAGACUGAACUCAUUUAAAAAAAAUCAUUACUAAAUUAGAAUUAUUCUGUAAAUGUAGUUUACCUAGAUUUUGGCAACAUGUUCUCAUACAAUUUAAAAUGUUGUGUUUUUUUAUAGAUGUUUUCUGGUUUUAGAUCAUGAUAGCUUUCAAUAUUUUCUCUCCUCUCCCCCUUCCUUAAAAUGAUUUCAAAUUAAAAAGAUUUUUUUUGAUGAAAAAGAAAAAGAAGAGUAAACAUAUCAUGAUUGAUGAUAUAUUGAGAAAACAUAAAAAUAUAUGCAAUGUGCAAAACCCACGGACCUCCCCCCCCCAAAUUCACUAAUGGGUAGUUUGAGGGUGGCCUCCAUAUCUCAUCAUUUGAACCAUGUAUUCUUUAUAGUUUGUUAAUUCACUUUGAUUUUUUUAAAUGUAUGUCUUUUCAUUCAUUGUGUUGCAGUCAUUAUGUAUAUUGUUUUGUUGGUUCUACUUACUUCAUCUACUUUAGUUCAAGUAGCUCUUUCCAUGCUUCUUUCUACUUAUUACAUUCAUCAUUUCUUAUGAGUAAUAUUACAUUAUAUUCAUGUAGCAAAAUUUGUCUACCUAUUACCCAAUCAGUGGGCAUUUGCCUUGUUUCCAAUUCUUUGUUUUGACAAAAAAUGUUGCUUUAAAUAUUCAGUGUAUACGGAGACUUUUCCUCUUAUCAAUCUCUUGCUUGCAGUACAAACCUAGCAAUGAAAUUUCUGGUCCAAAGUCACUUUAUCUGAAUAAUUCCAAAUUGCUUUCUAAAAAUGAUUGUACCAUUUCACAGUUCUACCAAUAAUAAAUUAAUAAACACAA